This is a messenger RNA of Daphnia carinata, 3756 nucleotides long. RefSeq names its product E3 ubiquitin-protein ligase Arkadia-like. NCBI's taxonomy places the organism in Eukaryota, Metazoa, Arthropoda, Branchiopoda, Diplostraca, Daphniidae. The record is from RefSeq and is a predicted model, not a curated record. The coding region runs from base 401 to 2155 and encodes 584 amino acids. The transcript has 5 exons.
UAUUUUGUAUUCGCCUUGUCGUAAAGUCGGAAUUUAAAUUCGGAAUGUCCUCUCCUGUUUCUAUUUUGGCAGGAUUGAAUUAAGGAAUUUCGAUCUUUUUUUUUUUUUAUUGGUGGUGUAUGUGGUGUGUUCUCUGUUCAUUCUACUACUACUCUGCCUCUUCAAGGACGUCAUAGGCAAACCCGCCCUUCUCUCAGCCCACACCUCCCCCCUCCCGCCACCCGAAAAGUGUGUCGUCGAUCGAUUCCGUUUUCUCUGCUUCUCCGUGUGUGUUGUGUGUGCGCGCUCCGCUAGUGCCCGCCGCCGCCAUCAGUAAGGGUUCCUUUCUCCUCCGCUCCAUCCCGAUGAUUGUCUCCGUGUGCGAUCUCUGUAACAAUAUCAUCGUCAUACAGAACUGGCUAUGCUGAUCUGCGCCAUGCCCUACACCCGACACGGUGUCGAUACGGGGGCAGUGAGUGUCCUUUCCCUCAUUACGGUCCCCGUCUCGAUUCCGGUCAACCUGCCGCCCCAGUUGAAUUCGUUGUACUCGGCUGCUGCGGCGGCCGCUGCGGCAGCGGCCGUGGCGGCCCACGGUCCCGGUAACCACGGCAAUCACGGUCCACUACCUCCUCUGUGCACGAGCGCUAGCGGUGGAGGUGGUGGCAGUAGCGGCGGAGGCCCGCAUCACAUGUCUCAGAAUCCCAAUUGCCAUCAGCAAGUCCAUCACCAAGCUCUGUAUGGCUGCACUGGCGGCCAUCAGCACCACCUGCCGGCCUCUACGCAACUCCACCAGCUGGCCUCUUGCUUGCCUCCUCCUCCGCCGCCUCCUCCACAACACCAGCAUCAUCAACACCACCCGCACCAUCACCCUUACACGCCCAUCUACCACCACCAUCAUCACCAUCCGCACCACCAUCACCACCAUCACCACCAGUUGGCCGGCCAUCCUUUAGCCGGUCCGUCACAGGGCCAUCAGCCUUUACAGGUUACCUCGCUCGGCGUUGGCAUCGGCGUGGGCGUCGGUGUAGGAGUCGGCGUCGGUAUGGUCCAGCCGGCUCACAACCAACCCCCCUUUGCUCACGUUCCUCCGCCAACAUUGCUCCAGCAGCGGACAGCAGAGUCGGACUACCGCCGAGCUGCUGCCGCCGCCGCUGCCGCAGUCGGUCCAUCCGCCUACUCUCAGGCUGGAUCCUUCAACCCUAUGCCUCUCAAUCCCGCAGCUUCCUCUAUCGCCUCUUCAUCUUCCUCUUCCUCAACCUCAUCCUACGGCCACGUCCGUCAGCAGCAACAACAGCAGCAGCAACAACAACAACUCUCCCUCCACCACCAACAAUCCAUGUCGUCCUUGGCCUCCAGCGGAGGAGGACGGCUGUCGCUCAACAACCAAGGGGGGUACACCAUUACGGGCCAUUCGAAUCCAGGUGCCACUCAGAACCAUCCAGGUCUCAAUCAACUCCAAGGCCAUCCCUUCUUCGUCCACGACGGUCUCCUGCACCAUCACCACCACCACCAUCAGCAGCAGCAACAGCGUUUGCGAAGAAGUCGCCAAAACAACAACAACAACAACAAUAACAAUAAUAACAAUGGGAUGAUGGCUGCUGGAAGCAGUAAUUCCGGCUCAGCCGCAGGUUCGUCCUCAUUAGGAGCUUCGUCUUCAUCCAGCGCGUCCAUCGCGGCAGUAGCGGCCAAUGCGGCCACGGUGGCAUCCAUGUCGGCUGCGGCCGCAGCUGCAGCUGCUAGAAGAGUAUGGCGAUCAGGACCGACAACCGUUCCACCUCCGUAUCCUGGAUUCCUGCUCUCUUUCUUGGCAAUGUUGUCUAAUCCGCCGCUGAAUUAUGGACCCGAUUUGGGAGCAGCAUCCGCCGAUCCCGUCGAGACUGAAAACUACGAAGCUCUUCUCAAUCUGGCCGAACGGUUGGGCGAAGCGAAGCCCCGAGGAUUGGCCCGGACGCAGAUCGAUCAGCUGCCGUCGUAUCGAUUUUCUGGCGAGAUCGAAGAAGGUGGUCAGAGCACUUGCGUCAUUUGCAUGUGCGAAUUCGAGACUCGUCAGACGCUUCGUGUUUUGCCCUGUAGCCACGAGUAUCACGCCAAAUGCAUCGACAAAUGGCUCAAGUCGAAUCGUACCUGUCCCAUUUGUCGUGGCGAUGCAUCGGAAUUCUUUCACAGUCUGGAAUAGAAUUUAAAAGCAGCGUGUCUUCAGCAGGAUGAUUAAAAUUUUUUUCUGCCCCCGUUUUAUCAGCCUGAACGCCAUUCACCUCUACCUUCUGCGUCUGUGUACCACACAAUCUUCACCACACACACACACACUUGGCUUUAGUGUUUCUGAAAGCAAAAGCAAAUCUUCCAUAAUUUCGUCUUUUGAUUUUAUCCUUUUGAAAAUUGGUAUUUUCGUCUCUUGUAAUCGCACGGGAUACUUUCCCAUAUUAAAAAAAAAAAAAUCUACAAAAAAUGAUGUAUUGUGGCAUGUAACCCGUCAUCGGUCCUUUUUAGUUUGGGAGCUUUCUAUCCUAAAAAGAAAAAAAAUGAAAAAAAAAAAAAAAAUUUCUGCCGGAUGUUGUUGUCCCUUGUAGGCGAGCUUGUUGAUCUCACCGUUUUUCUCAAUGAAUCUGCUGCUCCAAAUCCACCAUUGAAAUCCCAACCCGCCAUAUUGUUAACACUAUAUAGUAGAAGAGAACUACAACUUUGCUCCUCGUACGUAGGCAUUCCGUCACACUCCCCUCGAAUCCAUCUGGCUCCAGCACGCGCUAUUUCAUUUUUUUUUUUUUCCAUCCGUCUUUCUUUCUUUAAUUUUUUAUUUAUAAAUUUCUUUUGCGUCCUAUUUGUCAACAUUCGUGAGAAUGACUGGUCGCUGUGAUAGAUAUUGCCAUCUAGCGUCUGGGCUUGCAGUUUAUCUGGGGAUUAAACCAACCAAUUAACUUCUAAUGAUUCAAAUUUAAUUCAUUAUCAAAUAUGCCAUUCGUUUAUGUGUUUUUAGGAUAAUAGCUAUGGUUAGAAAGAAAGCCACCUAUUCAAUCCAAUUUUUUGGGGGGGAUAUUAUUUUUUUCUUCCCUUCGUUGGUUCCAGCGAAUCAAGUUAUUUUUGAAUUCCGUACAAUCCACCCCAUGUUUCAAAAUAGACAAAAUCGGGUACACAUAUUGGUUCGCUUGCUAUACAUAUACCUCCUACCCCGAGUCCAUCUUUUCUAUCACUCAUUUUUUUAUUGCCAUCGUUUCUUUCUUCCUUCCCCGCAAAAAAAAACGUCGAGUGCAAGUGUUGUCUAUAUUAUUAUUGUUACACAAAUUACAAAAAAAAAAACCUACCUACCACUGGCCUAAUGAAUCACGCGUUAAAUUUAUUUUCUUCUUCCUCAAUGGAUUCUCACCCACUCUGAGAUGAUGUAAUUAUUUCGAAAUUUUGCCGUGGUGUCUCAUCCAUCCUCUUCUCUCUACUUUUCUUCAAAUAAUCUUGUGUGUCUUGUAACUGUUUCGUUCCUCAACCGUUCAGCUAAUAAUCCCUCUAUCGUGAGAGAGGGUCAGUGCAGUAUCCUUUUACAAAACACACUGCUCUCUUCUCUAUCUCUUCGUACACUUGUCUAUUAAACAAACGAUUGUAAAUCCUUUUUGCUCGCCACAUUGUUUUCUGUUCUUUUUCUUGUGUGUUACUGAAUUGAUCGUUUUCCUCCUCUUCAUCCCAUCUUUGUUUGUCAAUCCUUUUUUUUCGUCUAAUGUUUCGCUCCUGUCCCUCUCGAGAGCUCGAGAGAAGUUUUUACAUAUUGGAAUAUGUUUUGUUUGUUUGUUU